Messenger RNA from Ciona intestinalis (vase tunicate), 850 nucleotides. NCBI's taxonomy places the organism in Eukaryota, Metazoa, Chordata, Ascidiacea, Phlebobranchia, Cionidae. The record is from RefSeq and is a predicted model, not a curated record.
UAAUUGAUGAGUCAGAACUUAAAAAUGAAGACAAGUUUAUCGACAAAACCAAAAAAGGGAUAUACAGGAACAAGAUAAUGAAGUACAAAUGUUAAAGGAAAAAAAUCCAGAAACAAAGAUUUACCAUGUGAAACUUAACGAGAGAGAAACCAGUUUAGUUAAAAGAGAUAAACAACUAAUUGAUGUUAUAACAGUCAAUGCAACGACUGAAGAUGUGACAACAAUAAUAGCGGAAAUAGGGGAAGAUGGAGAAGAUGUUGUAGUUAAUAUAGAGCAAGGACAGGAGAUGACAAUACAAAUUAAUGAUGUAGAUCAAGAAGAGACAAACGAAGAAGUAAAUGAUCAAGAAGAGAUAAAUGAAGAAGUAAAUGAUCAAGAAGAGACAAAUGACAAAGUAAAUGAUCAAGAAAAACAAAAUGAUCAAGAAGAGACAAAUGAAGAAGUAAAUAAUCAAGAAGAGAUAAAUGAAAAAGAAAAUAAUCAAGAAGAGACAAAUGAAGAAGUAAAUGAUCAAGAAAAGACAAAUGAAGAAGUAAAUGAUCAAGAAGAGACAAAUGAAGAAGUAAAUGAUCAAGAAGACACAAAUGAAGAAGUAAAUGUUCAAGAAGAGACAAAUGAUGAACAAAACAGACACGAAGAGACAAAUGACAAAGUAAAUGUUCAAGAAGAGACAAAUGAUGAACAAAACAGACACGAAGAGACAAAUGACAAAGUAAAUGAUCAAGAAGAGACAAAUGAAGAAGUAAAUAAUCAAGAAGAGACAAAUGAAGAACAAAAUGAUCAAGAAGAGACAAAUAAAGAAUUAAAUAAUCAAGAAGUGAUAAAUGAAGAAGAGAUAAUCAAGAAAAGA